CAGAAGAAUAUCAGUAGAACAGAUUUAACAUUAACAGUAGAACAGAACGCGAAGCUUUCAGAGAUCUACUGCACUUUAUGCUAGUGAAGUGUUUUACUAAAGUUUCUCUGAACAAGAAGAGAAUAAAUAAAUGGAGAAGUUUAUAAGUCUGUUUGCGGAGACUGUAGCGGAUCUUUCACUGCGCCACCUGCUGUUAGCGGCCGGAGUUGCAGCCACAGCAGCCGUUAUUCAUUAUUAUUUUAAUCGGGACGAUGGAGAGAAAACGGCAGCAGACGCCGAGGACAAAACCGUCCUCGAAGACCCAGCGUAUGAUCGGACCACGGAACCGGCUCUGGUCCGACCCACAGGGGUUGUUCAGGGUCAGAUGACGGAGGCUGAGAUGAAAAUUCAGAAGCUUUUGGCGUCCAAUCAUCAGCUGGAGGACAGGACGAGAGAGCAGAACGACAUAGGGACAGAGAUGGAGAACCGAGUGAGAGAGCAGGAGGACAGAGCAAGAGAGCUAGUGGACAACGUGAGAGGGCUGGUGGACAGAGCGGGAGACCAGGAGGACACAGCCAUAGAGCUGGAGGACAGAGAGAGAGAGCUGAAGGACAGAUUGAGGGAGCAGGAAAACAGAGUGAGAGAGCUGGAGGACAGAGAGAUAGAGCUGGAGGACACAGCAAUAGAGCUGGAGGACAAAGCGAGAGACAAGGAGGACAGAGCAAGUGAGCUGGAGGACAGCGUGAGAGAGCUGGUGUACACAACAAUAGAACUGGAGGACAGAGUAAAUGAGCUGGAGUACAGUGCGAGACAGCUGGAAGACAGAGUGAGAGAGCUGGAGGACAGAGCGAGAGACCAGGAGGACAUAGCAAUAGAGCUGGAGGACAGAGCGAGACAGCUGGAAGACAGAGUGAGAGAACUGGAGGACAGAGCGGGAGACCAGGAGGACACAGCAAUAGAGCUGGAGGACAGAGAGAGUGAGCUGAAGGACAGAUUGAGGGAGCAGGAAAACAGAGUGAGAAAGCUGGAGGACAGAGAGAUAGAGCUGGAGGAGAGAGAGAGAGAGCUGGAGGACAGAGAGAUAGAGCUGGAGGAGAGAGAGAUAGAGCUGGAGGACAGAGAAAGAGAGCUGGAGGACAGAGAGAGAGAACUGGAGGACAGAGCGAGAGAACUGGAGGACAGAGCGAGAGACCAGGAGGACACAGCAAUAGAGCUGGAGGACAGCGUGAGAGAGCUGGUGUACACAACAAUAGAACUGGAGUACAGAGUAAAUGAGCUGGAGUACAGAGCGAGACAGCUGGAAGACAGAGUGAGAGAGAUAGAGUACAGAGCGGGAGACCAGGAGGACACAACAAUAGAGCUGGAGGACAGAGAGAGAGAGCUGGAGGACAGAGCGAGAGAACUGGAGGACAGAGCGAGAGAACUGGAGAACAGGGCGGGAGACCAGGAGGACACAGCAAUAGAGCUGGAGGACAGAGCGAGAGAACUGGAGGACAGAGCGAGAGAACUGGAGGACAGGGCGGGAGACCAGGAGGACACAGCAAUAGAGCUGGAUGACAGAAAGAGAGAGUUGGAGGACAGAGCGAAAGAGCUGGAGGACAGAGCGAGAGAACUGGAGGACAGGGCGGGAGACCAGGAGGACACAGCAAUAGAGCUGGAUGACAGAAAGAGAGAGUUGGAGGACAGAGCGAAAGAGCUGGAGGAACUCCUCAGUGACUGUGACAUGAGAAAGUUUUCACUGCCUGAUGCUGAGGAGAUACACCAGAAGGUCAUGAAGACCAUCACUGAGUUGAUGGAGGAGAAGACUCACCUAGAACACCAGGUGGAGACACUGACCCACAUGGUGGAGGACUCAGAGAAAAAGAUCUCGGCUACCUGUUUGCAGUGGAGAAAGAGAGAGAAUGUAUCUUUGGCUCAAGCUGAGGAGAGACACCAGAAGACUGUAGAGAACAUCAGCCAGCUGGAGAAGGAGAACUCUAACCUGAGAAACCAGGUGAAGACGAUGAGAGACACGGUAACACACUUGGGCUACAAGCUCUAUGAGGCUCACCUGCAUCGGGACAAACUAAUAAAUAGACGUGAGACAGAGAGACAGGCUUACAGAAUCCUCCAGGUCGAGAACGAUGAGUUAAAGAUAGCUCUGAUGCACAAGGAGGAGUUACUGAAGGUAUCUUUGUCUGAAGCUGAGGAGAAACACCAGAAGGCUGUGGAGAACAUCACUCAGCUGGAGGAAGAGAAAUCUGACCUGACAAACCAGGUGGAGACACUGAGAGACACAAUACAGGACAUGGAGGACAUGUUCUAUGAGGCUCAGGAGCAGUGUGAUGAGAUAAAAAGUGAGCGUCAGGCUCACAGAAUCCUCCUGAUAGAGAACCGUGAGUUAAAGACGACUCUGAUGCACAAGGAGGAGCUACUGAAGGUAUCUUUGGCUCAAGCUGAGGAGAGACACCAGAAGACUGUAGAGAACAUCAGCCAGCUGGAGAAGGAGAACUCUAACCUGAGAAACCAGGUGAAGACGAUGAGAGACACGGUAACACACUUGGGCUACAAGCUCUAUGAGGCUCACCUGCAUCGGGACAAACUAAUAAAUAGACGUGAGACAGAGAGACAGGCUUACAGAAUCCUCCAGGUCGAGAACGAUGAGUUAAAGAUAGCUCUGAUGCACAAGGAGGAGUUACUGAAGGUAUCUUUGUCCGAAGCUGAGGAGAAACACCAGAAGGCUGUGGAGAACAUCACUCAGCUGGAGGAGGAGAAAUCUGACCUGACAAACCAGGUGGAGACACUGAGAGACACAAUACAGGACAUCUAAACCUGGCAAAUCUCUUGGAACCAAGGAGACAACAAGCACUGAGACAGAAAGCAGUGUGGACAGAAGCAGAUCCUCCUCAGAAUCAGUGUGACGGGUCUACGAGGGGUUAAAAUAUGAAUAAACAAUUCAAGCUGGUCUUAAUGUAAAGGAAUGAAGGAAAAGAUGGAAAAAGAAUGAAAUAAAAAUUAAUAAAGAAAGAAAUGAGAACAAA
Molecule: messenger RNA, 2999 nt
Organism: Tachysurus fulvidraco (yellow catfish)
Lineage: Eukaryota; Metazoa; Chordata; Actinopteri; Siluriformes; Bagridae
Product: golgin subfamily A member 6-like protein 22
Exons: 12
Coding region: 131-2788 (885 amino acids)
Biological process (GO): regulation of DNA-templated transcription
Source: RefSeq, a predicted model, not a curated record